Ostreococcus lucimarinus CCE9901 is the source of this 1189-nucleotide messenger RNA. RefSeq lists its product with no specific name. Gene Ontology annotation, molecular function: protein binding. The transcript is spliced from 3 exons. The record is from RefSeq and is a predicted model, not a curated record. NCBI's taxonomy places the organism in Eukaryota, Viridiplantae, Chlorophyta, Mamiellophyceae, Mamiellales, Bathycoccaceae. The coding region runs from base 143 to 1189 and encodes 348 amino acids.
CGUUCCGUGCGACGCCUGCGCGCACGGCGUCGCGCGCCUGUACUGCGCCGCGGACGACGCGAAAUUGUGCCUGCGAUGCGAUCGAACGGUGCACAACGCGAAUAAAUUCGCGGAAAAACACUCGAGGCGUUGGUUGUGCGAGAUGUGCGCGCACGCGUGCGCAGAGGUUAUGCGCGAAAACGAAGACGGCGUCACGGGGACGACGACGUGCGAGGCGUGCGAUCGAGCGCACGGUUCGGGACGCGCGGUGGCGCUCAGAGCGUUUCACGAAUGUGCGAUGUCGGAUGAGGCGUAUCGCGCGGUCGGGAAAGGGAUGAAGCAGACGCGGCGGGGGAGGCCGUCGAAUAAGAGCAAGUCGGAGGUUCAAGCGCUCGACGCCGAGGUGUCUGAUGAAACGUUUUGGAGCCUGGUGAAAAAGUCGCAAAUUCGUCCGAGCGAAGAGCCCUCGUUCGAUCGAGUGGACCUUUUUAGCGGCGACGACGGUCGGGGUCAAAUGACGAGCGAUGAUAAGGACGAUGAAGCGUUCAUCGACGGUUUGAUUCGCAUGCCGUCGUUUACGAUGCUCGACGCGGAGAUGAACGUGCGAGUGGACGGUUCGGCGGCGAAUUUCGGGACGCCGUCGCCCGCAGAAAGCUCGGGCGCACCGGUGCGACAGGCGUAUAACAGUAUUUUCGAAUCGAGUCAGGCUACGGGGCAAAUGUCGCGCGCCCGUGCGACGUCUCAAUCGGACAGCGCCGCCGACGGCAUCGAUUCCAUGUUCAUGCCGGGGGGCGUGAGAUCGAGCAACGAGCACGUAGAAGAGCUUUUGGCGCCGCGAGUGGAUGGCGAAAGAAACAUGUUCUACGACAUCGACGCCGCGGGACAGUGGCGAAUGAAGAAACCUAAGAAGAGUGGGCGUCCCAAGAAGAUGUCCGCCGCCCGCAACGCGCGCAAACCCGCGGCGACGAAUUCGUCGGCGGCGUACGCCGCGAACGCGCCAGAUCAUUCUGCCAAACUCCCGGGCGGUGCAUCUCGUCAACAAGUGCUCGAUCGGUACCACGAGAAGCGUAAGGCUCGCACAUACGGUAAAACAAUCCACUACGAGGCGAGAAAAGUCCGCGCCGAAACGCGCGUUCGAGUCGGUGGUCGAUUCGCCAAAGCGGAAGACAGAUCUUGCGACGUCUCAAUCAAGGGUGCCGUACCCGCGUGA